CGCUGCGCCUCCUCCUCCUCCUCAGGCUGGUCGCGGGGCGCUGGGGCCCAGCCUGCGCGGGGGGCGCGCCUGGAGAAGCGAUGAUCUUGACACUGGAGUUCUUUGUUGCGGAGCGCACUGCGGAAGGAGCCCCGAGGGAAAUCACAGGGAGGUGACUUCGACAUUUAGAGAAAGUCCUGUGCUGAGCAUGCCCCGGUCAUAACCAGAGGAAAGGACUGAUGCUCAGGGCCCCACGAACCUGGGUUCGGGGGACUCCGGGGCGUCAUCUUCACCUGGACAAGUGGUUGGUCGGCUUCCGUUGCAGCACUGGGGUUACCUGAGUCCUCUCCAGAAUUAGGUAGUGAAAUGCCAGGAUUGGCUGAACCAUCCUUGGUGGCAAAACAUGAAGACAGUUUGUUUAAGGAUUUGUUUCAAGACUACGAAAGAUGGGUUCGUCCUGUGGAACACCUGAAUGACAAAAUAAAAAUAAAGUUUGGCCUUGCACUGUCUCAGCUAGUGGAUGUGGAUGAGAAAAAUCAGUUAAUGACAACGAACGUCUGGUUGAAGCAGGAGUGGACGGACGUGAAACUGAGAUGGCGCCCUGGUGACUACGGAGGAAUAAAAGUGAUACGCGUCCCUUCCGACUCCCUCUGGACCCCAGACAUCGUUUUGUUUGAUAAUGCCGAUGGCCGUUUUGAAGGGACCAGCACGAAAGCGGUGGUCAGGUACGAUGGCACGGUCACCUGGAUGCCCCCCGCGAACUACAAGAGUUCCUGUACCAUAGAUGUCACGUUUUUCCCAUUUGACGUCCAAAACUGCUCCAUGAAGUUUGGUUCCUGGACUUACGAUGGAUCACAGGUCGAUAUCAUCUUGGAGGACCAAGACGUGGACAAGAGAGACUUUUUCGACAACGGAGAAUGGGAGAUUGUCAGCGCCACCGGGAGCAGAGGGAACAGGACGGACAGCACCUGCUGGUACCCGUACGUCACGUACUCGUUUGUGAUCAAGCGUCUGCCUCUCUUCUACACCUUGUUCCUCAUCAUACCCUGCAUCGGGCUCUCGUUUUUAACGGUGCUCGUCUUCUACCUCCCCUCCAACGAGGGCGAGAAGAUCUGCCUCUGCACGUCAGUCCUGGUCUCUCUGACUGUCUUCCUGCUGGUGAUCGAGGAGAUCAUACCCUCGUCGUCCAAAGUGAUCCCCCUGAUCGGAGAGUACCUGGUGUUCACCAUGAUUUUCGUGACUCUGUCCAUCAUGGUAACCGUCUUCGCCAUCAACAUCCACCACCGUUCCUCCUCGACGCACGAUGCCAUGGCACCCUGGGUGCGCAAGAUCUUUCUCCACAAGCUCCCCAAGGUGCUCUGCAUGAGAAGCCACACAGACAGGUACUUCGCCCAGGCGGGGACCGGGGGCGUGGGGAGCCCGGGGGCUCCGAGAAACACGUUGGAAGCCGCGCUCGAUUCGAUCCGCUACAUCACCAGGCACGUCAGGAAGGAGAACGACGUCCGUGAGGUCGUUGAAGAUUGGAAAUUCAUAGCACAGGUGCUUGAUCGGAUGUUUCUGUGGACUUUUCUUCUGGUUUCAGUGGUUGGAUCUCUUGGGCUUUUCGUCCCUGUUAUUUAUAAGUGGGCAAACAUCGUAGUCCCGGUUCACAUUGGAGAUGCAAAUAAGUGAUGCUUCCCAAGGGGCCGUAGUUACCAAAGGCAUACGUAGCUGUGGACACUAUAAAGUUAGAAAAUGUAAAUUGUGCCUAAAAUUGGAUGGCAGCCUUAGCAGAGUAACAGUUGCUAACAUUGGUUUAUCCUAAUAGACUGUCCACUGGAACAUUUUACCUGCAUGACUGAAGCACUUGCUGACUCCACAUCUGGUCCAAAAAUAGCAGGAGAGUGUAUGAACUGUGCUAGUGAGAAAAUCACGUGUGGAUCCUGGCAAAUAACACCCUUUGUAAUCAAAAGUGAAGCUCAUCUUUUGAUUGUGUCAGAAAACUCCUGUUGCAUUUGGAGAUUGAUUUCAGAGCUUUUCCUGCAUUCGGUAAAGGUACACAUUUUAAGUCUCUGUCCUGUAUCCGCGGGGAGCGGCCGGCCUUUGGCGUGGGUUCUGCUGCUGUGCUCAGUAAGCGAGCUACGUGGUUUGAUCACAACUUAAUGUGAUGCUGAGUUUCUAUGACCGACAUUUUCAAAAAUGGGAAUUCCUUUAAGGCUUACUUUAUUCCUUAGCUGCUCCAACUGAACAAUUAUUGUAUUAUUUUUAUAGCUUGCUGUCCAUUGCAAAAUCAUACAAUAGACAACCCCUGUGGACGUGUGCUAAUACCUCCUUAACAUUAAUUCCAAGCCCUUUGUCUACAUUUUCCACAAUUAAUCAUUUUCUGUAUAAAUUGUAGCAUUUCCAUAUUCUUCAUCUUAGAACAGUCCUCUGCAAUUAAGUGAAUCCCAGUUUUAAAACUUAAAAAAGAAAAGUCUAUGGAUACUAUCAAAUUGUACUGUGAAGAAGUCAUCCUCCGAGAUGAAAGGUGGUUUCUAGGUGGUAGAAGCACCUCGCUACACGUGGGAUUCCGUGGUCCCAACAGUAGCAGCGCUAGAGCCUUCCGGUUGCGAGGGCCUGCAGAGGUCACGGCCUCGGCCUCUCACCGCGUCACCGUCCUCAGGACGGACGGUCCAUCCUGGGCGAAGGAGCCAGGCUCCGCAUCUCGGUGGCACGAGCCGUUGGGCCGGGGAGAGCACAGAUGAAAGCGCUGCUGCCUCUGACGCAGCUCCUAGCUCUGGAGAGAACCAAUGCCUUCUGUCUAGUGAGUAGCCGACCGGGGGCGCGCCAACGCGGGAAGGCAGAGGCGGGCCUCCUCCCUGUGUUCGAUCCCAGGCACGCGCUCACGGUCAUUUCACAAGUGAUCGUUCGGUUUGAGGAGUGUGAAUGCCCGGUAGCUAUCCCUGGUGCCUCCUCGGUCCGUGGUACUGUUAUUUAAGGUUCUGUAAGGAAACACAUUUUACAGAAAUCUCCCUCUGACCUCCUGAAACACAAGUCACAGCCGCCUGCAAUUUCGUCAGUUUUAUUUCUGCAGCCAAAGCAUCAGAAUGACUUGAGGGGGAGAUGGAGCUGGUCUCCGCGAAGCCCCCCUCCUCGUGGCGCCUGCUCACCCGCCGCCUGCAGCACGUGAGGCUCCACGGCAGCAGUUCUCAAUCCAGCAGUUUUGCCCUCCAGGGGACACCUGGGUUUUGGAGAUAUUUUUGGUUGCCCAACCGGCAGGGGACCGGGGCCGUGUCACUGGUGUCUAGCGGGCACAGGCCAGGGGGCCUGAAGGUCCCACGAUGUACAGGACAGUCCUUUGAGCGCCGCACUAUCUGGCGGAAACACCGGUGCAGCCCAGGCUGGGAACUGCUGGCCAGGGGGUUGCCGGCCGUGACUGCGAUGCCAGGCCAGCUCCUCACGCGCAGGCCCCGGGGCCGAUGCGGGCUAGGGGCGCAGGCUCCGUGGUGGGGCGCGGCAGACCGGUGUGCUGGGGUCCCGGAGGCAGCAGGCGGGGUGUUGCUGAAAUAGUCCCGAACUUCGAGGAGAUUGCAGCUACCCAAGAAAACCCUCGGGAAACCUGUGAUACUGACCCAAACGGAGGCUCGCAUUUCUGAACAAGUUUUCCUGUUCAGUUAGGCCUCAACCACUACAAACACGGAAACAGUUUUCUUAUUUAGGCCACUUUUACAUAUUCUGUAGUAGAGCGUACUACUUAACAUUGCAGAAAAACUGUAUUUUGACAUUUCUUUACCAAAAAGGCUGCUUAAAUGUUCAUUUAUCUAUAAUAAAUACGCUUGACAUUUUUCUUGCAUGAAUCGUUUUUGAUAAAAUCAAGACAACUGGAUAAAUAAGCAAACCUUGAAAUGCCACAAACAAUGCUGGUAGCUUGAUGAUAGGAGAUGGGAGAAAGCCAAUAAAACUCUUGGAAGAAAACAGGAGAAAUUCUUUACAACACUUGAGUUGGCAGUGAUUUCUUGGAUGUGACACAAAAGAGCACAGGUGACAAAAAACUGACAAACUGGAAUUAAUGAAAAUUUAAAGAUUUUGUGCAUCAGAAGACACUAUCCACAGGGUGAAAAGACAACCCACAGAGUGAGAGAAAAUAUUUACAAACCACAUGUCUGAUAGGAGGUUAGCAUCUGGAAUAAUUAGAUAACUCCUAAAACUUAACAAAAUAACCCAAACAGCUCAGUUGAGAAAUGAAAAAGGACCCGAACAGACGACAUCUCUCCAAAGAAGACGACAGGACACACAGCCAACAGGCACUGAGAGGAUGCUCAGCGUGACUCAUCAUCACGUAAAUGCAAAUCAAAACCGCAGGGAGGUGGCGGCUGUUAUCAGGGAACCAGUGCUGCUG
Molecule: messenger RNA, 4336 nt
Organism: Nyctereutes procyonoides (raccoon dog)
Lineage: Eukaryota; Metazoa; Chordata; Mammalia; Carnivora; Canidae
Gene: CHRNA5
Product: cholinergic receptor nicotinic alpha 5 subunit
Exons: 7
Coding region: 346-1650 (434 amino acids)
Biological process (GO): monoatomic ion transmembrane transport; nervous system process; signal transduction
Cellular component (GO): postsynaptic membrane; neuron projection; synapse
Molecular function (GO): acetylcholine-gated monoatomic cation-selective channel activity; transmembrane signaling receptor activity
Source: RefSeq, a predicted model, not a curated record